AGCAAGCAGAGAGAGGGAGAGGAUUUGUAGCUGGCUGGACGCCGCGCGCUUCCCUUCCCCCACUUCUUUUGUUUGGGUCGCGCCCCACCUCCGGAUCCACCCGUGUUUUAUUUGGGCGGCCGCGCUCCCCGGAUCCACGCGCGUUUUGCUUCCGCCCCCCCCCCCCCCCCGCUCCAGCUUUUUUGGGGGGCGGUGCUUUGUUUGGAUCGCGCGCCCGGAUCCACGCGUGUUUCCGGAUCCACGCGUGGUUUUUCUUUGUUUUUUUUUCUUUCUCCUGGGUGGCUCGCCAUGGCCAACUCCGGGCUACAGCUGCUGGGCUUCGUGCUGGCCCUCCUGGGCUGGGUGGCCCUGAUCGCGGCCACCAUCCUGCCUCAGUGGCGCAUGUCCUCCUACGCGGGGGACAGCAUCAUCACGGCCGUGGCGGUCUACCAGGGGCUGUGGAUGUCCUGCGCCUGGCAGAGCACGGGGCAGAUCCAGUGCAAAGCCUACGACUCCAUCCUCAACCUCAGCUCUGCUCUCCAGGCGACACGAGCGCUCAUGGUGGUCUCCAUCGUGAUGGGCAUCAUUGGCAUUGGUGUCGCCUCCAUGGGCAUGAAAUGCACCCGCUGCGGGGGGGACAACAAGGUGCAGAAGGCGCGCAUCGCCAUGACCGGGGGGCUCAUCUUCGUGGUGGGAGCACAAGCCUGA
Messenger RNA from Malaclemys terrapin pileata, 687 nucleotides. RefSeq names its product claudin-7-B-like. The transcript has 3 exons. NCBI's taxonomy places the organism in Eukaryota, Metazoa, Chordata, Testudines, Emydidae. Gene Ontology annotation, biological process: cell adhesion; bicellular tight junction assembly. Gene Ontology annotation, cellular component: plasma membrane; bicellular tight junction. The record is from RefSeq and is a predicted model, not a curated record. Gene Ontology annotation, molecular function: structural molecule activity. The coding region runs from base 289 to 687 and encodes 132 amino acids.